This is a messenger RNA of Sorghum bicolor (sorghum), 2030 nucleotides long. RefSeq names its product cysteine protease ATG4B-like. The record is from RefSeq and is a predicted model, not a curated record. Bases 327 to 1799 code for a protein of 490 amino acids. Gene Ontology annotation, molecular function: protein-phosphatidylethanolamide deconjugating activity. The transcript has 8 exons. NCBI's taxonomy places the organism in Eukaryota, Viridiplantae, Streptophyta, Magnoliopsida, Poales, Poaceae.
CCUCCUCUUCCCCUCCCACCCCCAUCCCCUCCAGGCGUGCGCCCCGAUCCUUCCCCGCUUGCGCGCCCCACGCCCGGCGUACGUCUCCGUCCCCCUCUCCCUUGCUCCUCCUCUCUUCCGCCUCCGACUCCGACUCCGACUCCGCCACGCCACCUCCCCUCCCCUCCCCUCCUCUUCCCCUCCUCUUCAGCCGUGCGCCCCCGAUCCCUCGCCACUUGCGCGCCCUAGGCCGACCUCAUCUCGCCGAGGACUGGAUCGCCGCAGGGUAAGCAAGCUUUGCUAGACAUCGUGGGUGUUCUUCAAACACAUGUGCGUUAGGUUAGGUGAUGCCUGAGAGGGAAGAAGCACCUGUACCUCCACCAGAUUCACCACGUGAGGAGGAGGACGCCGCCGCCGCCGCCGUCCCAGUUGCUUCCGUUGCCUCUUCCUCCUUCGGCUCCGAUCACAAGGAAGACAGCGGCUCCAGGCAGACCAAGGCCUCCAUCCUGUCCGGCGUCUUCACGCCCCCUUUUGCCUUAUUCGAGGGCCAGCAGCAGGAGCAGGACUCGUCGUCGUCGUCGCCGGCGUGCGACGCCAUAUCGACAAAGUCGUCCUCAGGGUCCUAUGCUUGGUCUAGGAUUCUGAGGAGGUUCGUAGGCAGCAGCUCGAUGUGGCGUCUUCUGGGCUGCGCCAAGGUUCUGACCUCCAGUGAUGUGUGGUUCCUUGGUAAAUGCUACAAGGUGUCACCUGAGGAAGAGGAGUCUGGCGACGGCCAUGCUGCGUUUCUGGAAGAUUUCUCUUCCAAGAUAUGGAUCACCUACCGGAAAGGCUUUGAUGCAAUAUCUGAUUCCAAGCUGACUAGUGAUGUGAACUGGGGAUGCAUGGUUAGAAGCAGUCAGAUGCUGGUUGCUCAGGCACUGAUUUUUCACCAUCUUGGAAGAUCUUGGAGAAAGCCCCCGGAGAAGCCAUACAACCCAGAUUAUAUAGGGGUCUUACACCUAUUUGGUGAUUCUGAAGCUUGUGCUUUCUCUAUUCACAAUUUACUUCAAGCUGGAAGGAAUUAUGGUCUGGCUGCUGGAUCAUGGGUGGGUCCAUAUGCUAUGUGCCGGGCAUGGCAGACCCUUAUCCGCACAAAUAGAGAGCAAGCUGGUGCUGUCAAUGGGAAGGAAAAUUUCCCUAUGAUUCUUUAUGUGGUUUCGGGUGAUGAAGAUGGUGAAAGAGGUGGAGCUCCAGUUGUUUGCAUCGAUGUUGCUGCUCAGCUUUGCUCUGAUUUCAACAAAGAACAAUCUACAUGGUCACCUAUUCUUUUGUUAGUUCCUCUGGUUCUUGGCCUCGACAAAAUUAAUCCAAGGUACAUCCCAUUACUAAAGGAGACGUUUACGUUCCCACAAAGCUUGGGCAUUUUAGGUGGAAAACCUGGGACGUCAACAUACAUUGCUGGCGUACAGGAUGAUAGGGCCCUCUACCUAGAUCCCCACGACGUUCAGAUGGCAGUUGACAUUGCACCGGAUAACUUGGAGGCAGACACUUCGUCGUACCACUGCAGUGUUGUCCGAGAUUUGGCUCUAGAACAAAUAGAUCCCUCCCUGGCUAUUGGUUUUUACUGUCGUGACAAAGACGACUUUGAUGAUUUCUGUUCUCGGGCCUCUGAGUUGGCAGAAAAGGCCAAUGGAGCGCCACUCUUUACUGUUGUGCAGUCAAUCGAGCCAUUGAAGCAAAUGUAUAAACAAGAUGAUGGGCUGGGCUGUUCUGGCAGUAGCAUGGGCAACGACGAUGACCUUGAUGGCUCUGGAGAAGCAGAGGAGUGGCAGAUCCUCUAAACAAGGCGAACACCGAUGACAUGUUGGGCUGAAAAACUUGCAUCGAACACAUUGUCUGAAUUGCCUUGUUUGCGUGUGAAUACAGGGGAUUAUUUGUGAUGACAGGGUGUCGUUGGGUGCCAGCGUCCCUUAGGAGGAAAUGUUCAAAACGUUACAGGUGGAAAUGUUCAAAAACAUACACUUGUGGAUGAUCAUAACUAUAUGUAUUUAUUAUUCCAUAUUCUAACACCA